Messenger RNA from Gongylonema pulchrum, 699 nucleotides. The record is from the annotation of a GenBank genome assembly. NCBI's taxonomy places the organism in Eukaryota, Metazoa, Nematoda, Chromadorea, Rhabditida, Gongylonematidae.
AUGACGUUUGAUGUUUCACAGAACCCAAAAGAUGACGAUAUCGAAACUGAAACGGCUAUGGAUAAAACCACAAUUGCGAGCGGACUAGCUGCAGCAUUGCUCAUACAAUAUGAAAGGCGCUGCCGACUGCCAUUGGCAGUGUCGAUCGUUCCGGCAGUAACUGUUGCCGCAUGGCAUGUAUUACCGGGUGAUGGACCUACCACACGAUAUGUUGUUGUGGAUGUGACGAAUAGUACUGAGUGGGAUGCCGAAUUAACGUAUGGCAAGGAUCGUGUGAUCGGUGUGCAACCGAAGGAGUUCUGCAGGGUGCCGCUGCUCUGCGAGUGCUGUUCAGAUGUGGCAUCCAAUGCAUUUCAAGAAGCGGCCAGUCGUGCAUCACAUAUGAUGCAAAUGCAAGAAAUGGAACGUUUGCGCCAAAUUUUGGAACGUCAUGUUUCCUGGCAUCUGGAUAUUUGUUGGUCGAUUGCUAGUUCACGUCUUUCUGGAUCUGUUCCUGUUGGGCCGUUGCUGUCUUCUGUGUCGCUUCUCAAACAACUUGUUAUACCAGUGAUUUCUAUUGAGGUCAGUGUCAAUGGAGUGCCGUAUCUGAGUGAGGAUGAAGUAGCUGUUGGUAUUGGUGAAUUAACUGAACUCAGUUUGCGACUGGUGUCUCCUACGAAUGUUACCGCAUUUUCGUUCGUCGUAUUUUGCGUUCCAUAA